AUGGAAGGAAAAAUAAUAAACCUAGUAGGAUCGAAAUUAGUACCUAGUGUUCAAGAACUAGCAAAAGAUUGUCCUAAGGAAAUCCCAGAAAGAUACAUACGAAAUGAUCAAGAUCCUCCAUUAGCAGCUGACGAUGAAAAUCUUCAAUUGCCAACUAUUAAUAUGGAAGCUUUGAUUAGUGGAGAUGGAGUUGAGCUUGAGAAGUUGCAUUCAGCAUGCCAAGAGUGGGGCUUUUUCCAGCUUAUAAACCAUGGGAUAAGUUCUUCACUGUUGAAAAAAGUCAAACAAGAGACACAAGAAUUUUUCAACCUUCCACUAGAAGAAAAGAGAAAAUACUGGCAAACUCCAACAGACGCAGAAGGAUUUGGACAAGCCUUUGUUAAAUCAGAUGACCAAAAGUUGGAUUGGGCCGACAUGUUUUUCUUAACAACCUUGCCUAAACAUUUGCGUCGACCCAAUUCGUUUCCCAUGCUACCUCUUCCAUUCAGAGACGCAUUGGAAAAUUACUCAACCGAGGUUGAUAAACUCUCAAGGAAAAUCUUAGAUUUUAUGGCAAAGGCUCUAAAUUUUGAUAAUGAUGGCAAUGUGUUUGGAGAAAUUUCUCAAGCAAUGAGGAUGAACUAUUAUCCACCGUGUUCUCAAUCGGAAAAGGUCAUUGGCAUUGUGCCUCAUACUGAUGCAACAGCCCUUAUCACUAUCCUCCUACAGCUUAACGAAAUCGAAGGCCUCCAAAUCAACAAAGAUAACAAAUGGAUCGCAGUUGACCCCCCACCCGAUGCCUUUAUAGUCAAUAUUGGUGACAUUUUGGAGAUAAUGAGCAAUGGGAUGUACCGAAGUGUUAUGCAUCGAGCUGUGGUGAAUGCAACUAAAGAGAGGUUAUCAAUUGCCACAUUUGUUUCCCCUUCACUUGAUCGUGAAAUAGGCCCCAACCCUAGAUUAAUAAACUCGAUCAAUCGUGCAAAGUUUAAAAGAAUCAGCAUGAAAGAUUACUGGAAGGGAUUUGUUGAUCGUCCGUUGGAUGGAAGAAGAUACCUUGAUGGUGUUAGAAUAGUUGAUGAUGAUGCAUGAGCAUUCAUCAAGAUGCAACUAGUCAAAAGAAAAUUUAACCUUGCUUAAUUUGUUGGCAUUAUUCAUGAUCACCAAUUUAUCAUAAUGUUAUUGUAAAAUGCCUUCUUACAUGAUCUUCCUUGUAACAAAA
Chenopodium quinoa (quinoa) is the source of this 1198-nucleotide messenger RNA. RefSeq names its product protein SRG1-like. The transcript has 4 exons. NCBI's taxonomy places the organism in Eukaryota, Viridiplantae, Streptophyta, Magnoliopsida, Caryophyllales, Amaranthaceae. Bases 1 to 1068 code for a protein of 355 amino acids. The record is from RefSeq and is a predicted model, not a curated record.